This is a messenger RNA of Lottia gigantea (owl limpet), 5796 nucleotides long. RefSeq lists its product as hypothetical. The record is from RefSeq and is a predicted model, not a curated record. NCBI's taxonomy places the organism in Eukaryota, Metazoa, Mollusca, Gastropoda, Lottiidae. The transcript is spliced from 30 exons. The coding region runs from base 1 to 5796 and encodes 1931 amino acids.
AUGCAUGGUUGUGUUGCAUCUCGUCCAGAGAUGAUCAAACUACCUCAACACCUUUUAUGUUUGGUUCUGCUCAUUAGUACUGGUACCUAUUCUGCUCUAGUAUGUAAUGAAGAACUUGGACUUUCCAAUGGAGCCUUAAAGAAUUCAGCAAUUAAAGUAUCAUCUUUCUUAGCAAAUAGAUCUAAAGAUAAAAUCAGAUAUGACUGCUGUAAAGGUGACAUUGGAGCAGCAUGGUGUCCUGCAGAUGGUGACGAGCAUCCGUUUGUAGAAAUAAGAUUAUCCAAGCCCCAAGCACUAACUGGUAUUCGGUUUCAACAUCCUGUAACCGAUGGACAUUCUUAUGGGCACGAUUUCAUGAAAAAAUUUACGCUCAAAUUCGUUCCUGCGUUAGCCAUUGAUGGAGGGUUUGAAGAAUUCAACACAGAUAUACCAGCCAUCUAUAAUGAAAGUAUGGCAUAUAAUGUGGGAUUACAACCCUCUGUGGUUACAGAUAGAGUAAGAAUUGAACCUACAGAGGUAAUAAAUAAAGCUUGUUUUAGGAUGGAACUCAUGGGAUGUGAACCAUCUGCUUUGUGUGAUGACGGUUUUUGUAAUAAUGGAGGCGAGUGUAUUGGGAAGAAAUUAUGUAAAUGUCCUGCUGGAUUUUUCGGCCACCAGUGUCAAACUGAGGCAACACAGAUUAAAGUUCAGCACUUUCACUACCUGAGUGUUACCAAAACUACUAUUGUUACAUCUGCUUAUGAACUGCAUUACCAAGGUCAAGUAUCUAUUAAGCAACAAGGCUCUAUGUCAUUUCUGGAACUCGCAGCUGGCAGUACUCUUCAAGUACCGACCAAGGAAAAAUGUUUUGAGAACCUUGAUGACUGUGCAGAUGGAUUUACAUACAACGUCGGAGUCAGCUUCAACAGUAUUCAAAUGUCAACUUUUGACAUUCUGAAAGGAGGUGACUGGCAAAAGGAAUCUGGAAUAGAAUUAAUGUAUCAUGCCGAGAGCAAAAGACUCAUUUGUACUGUUGGUACAUCAACUUUGGUAUGGCAACUAUCUGUCAGCAUCAAAUUGGAAAUACAUCAUUGGUAUAACUUUCAGCUGUCUUGGAGUCAAUCGUUAGGAUUAAAGCUUCUUCAGAAUGGUAAACUAGUAGGAAGUGUUCUUCAGGCUAGUCCACGACAAGUUAGUCAGAUGGCUAAAAGGAUAUCGUUUCAGAUAGGGUAUGGGAUAGCAGUAAUGUACAAAUUGUCUGAAAUGAGGAUAGUUCCUCUAAUUUACAGUGAAGCUGUGAGAGCGGGAAUCACUGAACCAAUUAUUCCUACCACACCAUUACCAACAUCGUCAACACAGCCACCAACAACAACAAUCACAGCUAUACCCACUACAGAGUCACCUUGUUUAAAGAAAGUACCAGAGAAUACAGACGUGAUCAGCUACGAUUUAACUGUUCGCGAUAUUAUCGAUGGUGAGAUUAUUACUCCAGACUUAAAGAUUAAGUACAUCGGAGACGUCCCACCACCAUCAGAUCACAGUAUCAAGGUCCUUGACCUAAAUGGAACUGGACAGUAUAUUGCCGUACCUACCGAAUGUCUAGCAUGUUUGAACAGCCUUGUAGAUUGUGAGCAUGGGUUUACCAUACAGGUCUCUGUCGCGUUCCACUCUGAGGAACAUAACGUUAUUUUCUACAGUGGGGUUGAACGUUUCGAAUCUGGUUUUAAACUGACCUUCUCUUCUGGAAAGUUUCAAGCUGUGCUGCAGGCAGGCUUCGAUAAAUGGUUGAUAGAUGCUCCAUAUCAAGUACAACCUGGUAAAACGUAUCUGAUUCAGCUGUCAUGGGCAACAAAGUAUGGUUUCCAGUUGUUCGUUGAUAACUAUAGAGUAGGAGAAGGUGAACACCUUAGAUUACCAACGUUCUUCAACAAUGUUACUAAACCACUGUAUAUUGGUACGGAAGACAGGAACACGACAUCCAGAUUUCUCCUAACUAAUUUGAUGGUAUGGUCAGCCACUAGAACUGUUUUGGUAGAGAAAGGAAUUCUCCCAGCUAUCUUAACAACACCGGGACCUACCACCACGCUUGAUCCAACCGCUGGUUUUGCUUGGACAUUUGCUUCCAUAAACGCCACAAAAUUGGUCGAUCAUGGUUUACAGAUUAACCUAAAGGGAGUAUCAAAAUCAGACAAAGAUGGAGUGUACCUUCAGUCCAGCAAGCAAUAUCUUGAGAUUUCAGAGCUGUCCAAUACAUGUACUGGUAAUCUCGAAUUUUGCUCCAAUGGUAUCAGUUUUGAGUUUGAAAUGAAGUUUUUUGAGCUAAAAGAGAAUACAGUGAUCAUGAGUACGGGUGGCGAAAAUCCCAACAACCCUGGAGUGGCUGUCAUUUACAGAUUUGGUCAAAUACAGAUAGUAGUAAACACAAAAGAAAAGAGUUGGUACUCCACAAUCCCAAGAGAACUCAUCACCUUAUCUGAACUUCACAAGUUCCUCAUUUCUUGGAGCCCGAAAGGUUCUCUAGAAGUGUAUCUGAAUGAGAAGUACGUUACCAGCACAACACACUUUGUCAAAAGAACUACCAUUACCGCCGCCUACACUGGAACACUGUACAUUGGACAUUCCUUCUCCACAAACACUGAUCUUCAGUCCAUAAACUGUGAGGUUAAAUCCUUCCAUAUCUGGCACAUCACUAUUGAAAUUUUGAUACAGAUUGGUAUUUGUCACUGUCAAAGACCCACCACCACGACAAAUGCGCCAACAACGACCACGACCCCGAAGCCAACCACUACCACCGAGAAGCCAACAACUGCAAAAGAAAAGCCAACCACUACCACCGAAAAGCCCACCACAACCACCGAGAAGCCGACCACUACUACUAAGGAACCGACGACUAGCUCUUGUCCUGCUGGUUGUAUCAGUAUAAGUGAUAUGACCACUAGAAAACCAUGCCCAACUCGACCACCAAGAACAACAACACGAACACCAACGACCACUAAGAAACCGACUACAACCACUAAGAAACCUACCACAACCACCGAGAAACCCACCACAACCACCAAGAAACCGACAACCACAACCCAAGCUCCAACCACAACUCUUGGUAUUCCAAUAAUUGGAGGAUCGGCUAUCCUGAAACCAAUUGUCAACUCGAAAGGAGAGGCUUUCCUUUCUUGUAGUAUUAAAACAACCAUCGACACAUCAAACAUUCAAGUGAAAUACUCAUUCACAAUCUUUGGUAAAAAGAACAGUGAGAGAGAGCUGAAGUCCAAUAAGUUUGAGAGUCUACUCUCGGCCAAGGAUCUCGAUGAAAACAUUCUUGGGAAGAAGGUUGUAUGUACAAUUACAGCAAGAUAUUUACCCAAUGGUAGAUGGUCUGAAAUCAUCCGCAGUAACAUCUUUAUUGCAAAAGUUGAGCUCAUUACCAAGGGAACAGUGACUCUUAUAGAGGGAGAAAAUGAGAAGAAGGUCGACAUCAAAUCUAAUACACCUCCACAACUACUUUGUCCAACCGGUAACAAGGGAAGAUGCGAAGUUCAACUAGUUUCUACUAUCAUUGCUGCCAAGAAGGAAUACAAAUGCUCCAAGUACGUCGUCAUACCACAAAUGGUUAUUGGGUGGACUCCAUCCGGUGGUCUGACUAAACCAUUUUGUGGCACGUCACUCAGUGUAAGCAAUUGGGAAAAGACGAUACAGAUUCCAGUUAAAGCUACUAUAGAUGGAUUAUAUGAUAGAGAUGCUUACAGACAAAUGAAAGCGGAAGUUGUCAUUACCGGUACGGUUACACAAAAGACCGAAUCUUACAGUAUAGGAAACGAGCUUAAGGUUAUAGCUAUCAACAGAGAUUUUAAAGCUGUGUGUGGUUCCGUCAACGAUCCUCAUAUGACAACAUUCGAUGGCUUGCAUUAUAAUAAUUUUGCCAGUGGUGAAUUUGUUUUAUAUCGACACAAAACUCUACCCUAUGAGGUGAGAACCCUGUAUAAACCGUGCAGUAAGUGGAAUCCAAAAGGACCAUCCUGCAACUGUGGGGUGGCAGUGCGAUCUGGUGAUGACGUCAUCACACUGUCAGGAUGUGCUAAUGGUCUUUAUGAUAAGUAUUCCAAACACAAACACCAUCACUCGCAUCAUGCUAAUCCUAUAUCGGUACAGAUGUAUAAGAAUGGUGAACUUACACCGGGUACAAGAGUCCGUAGACUUGGUUGUGGACAAAAAUACGAGAUAAUACUUCCAACAGGAUCAGUAGUUACAGUCAAAUCUAGUUAUCUUUCUUUUAUCAAUAUAUGGCUUAAAGCUUCUGCUGUGGAUUAUGGUCAGUCGCAAGGACUCUGUGGUAUUUAUAAUAGAAAUAAAAAGGAUGACUUGACUGAUAGUAGUGGUAAAUUGAUUACUUCCGGUAGAUAUCUCAAACAGUUCUGUGAAUCUUGGAGAGCAACCAAGUCAAUGUUUACAGGAGUGAUAGCUUCACCUUUAGUUAAAAGACCAAUAUAUUGUAGCUGUAUCAGUGGUUAUAAAAGUUCAUGUUCUAAUACUAUGGAUAUCUUUAAAUGUCCCUCCUCCACUGAUAAAUAUGAUAUAACGGACUAUCUAGUAAAGAAUGCCCAAUUACCUCAUGUUGAUAAACCUAUAACUGGUAGAAAACGACGAGCAUUGCCAGAUCCUGUUACCACAGUGAUCCCAGCAACAUUUAAAAAUAUAUCCAUGGAAGAGGCCGAGGAAUAUUGUAUGGAUUAUUUAGAUAAUAGUACAGCCGUUAAAAACUGUGAAAACAUAACAAACAACACCAACUACACGCAAAAUGUAGAGAAUUGUGCAUAUGAUUUACAUACUACUGGUGAUGAAGGUUUUGCUACAGCUCAUGUUGAUGAUAUUAUAAAUCUAUGUAUUACUCUAGCUACUAGCCAGGGUACACAAUACACCGACAAUGACAACCAAACAUCACCAACACAGGCUAUCCUAGCAACACUGUGUCCUUUAGAUUGUGGUGAUCAUGGUUCCUGUCAAUCAGGUGUAUGUGUUUGUGAAGAAGGUUUUACUGGUGCAGCAUGUGACGUUGGUAAGACCACUAAACCAGACAUCAUACCAAUUUCACCAGACAGUGAACCUUGUGAUAUCAAUAGAAGAGAUUGUUCACAAGUAGACAUUCUGGGUUUUAAUUUCGUUGAUUCUGCUGAUUUGUCCUGCCAUUACCAACCUAUAAUUGUCAGUGACAAGAUUGAGAUUCGAGGAGGUUCGUCCACCAUCAAAGCUAACUACAUUAGUAUGUAUCAGAUAGGAUGUCCACUACCAAACCCACCUCAUAGUGCUUAUAUAAGUAUCAGUAAUGAUGGUCAUACAGUUAGUGAUGCUCGAUAUCUGCAUCUUGUUCACGAUUCGAGUUGUUAUGACUGUACAGUUGAUGAUGACACUAAUGCCCAUUGCAGUCGCAGGGUCGAGACAUGUUCCAUUGAAAGCCAGUGUUACAUGGCAGGUAAAACUAAUCCUGAACAGUCCUGUCAGAUUUGUGAUCCACAACAGUCCCAGCUCCUAUGGUCUGUCAAUACAGAUCCAAAAUGCAGUGCGAAAAAAUUAACUGGAUCUAAAGACGAUGAUGACGAACCUCUUUCAACUAAAGUUAUAGCUCUGGCAGCAACAUCAGGUGUUCUUGGUUUUAUAACAUUGAUAAGUUUAGCUGUCAUCUGUAAACAGAGGAGUGAUGCUAAACUAAAGAGAAAAGAAAGUGGCUUUUACAAUGUUGGUUCACCAUCAACAACAACACUAGCUGGAAGUAAACCAGAUUUACAUUCUUACGACAAUCAAACGUACGAUUCGGGUAGAUUAUGA